Molecule: messenger RNA, 4006 nt
Organism: Populus nigra (black poplar)
Lineage: Eukaryota; Viridiplantae; Streptophyta; Magnoliopsida; Malpighiales; Salicaceae
Exons: 3
Coding region: 775-3765 (996 amino acids)
Biological process (GO): recombinational repair
Molecular function (GO): ADP binding; ATP hydrolysis activity
Source: RefSeq, a predicted model, not a curated record
UGACCCCUUUUUUGGCUUCUGUGACAGGUUACAGAGAGGAGAGCCCCAUGUCUAUAUCAUGAUUUAUGAAUUGAGAGAUUAGAGUGCACAACAACACAUCAAACAAAAGGAUAUAGGAUCCAGCAAAGACAUUAGAUUCCCUCUUAUUCUAUACAGCUUGUUAUGAGAGAGAGACAGGGAGAGCAGUUUUGAGGAGUUGCAGCGAAGGAGGGCCUCUCUUUUCUUCUGUAUCUCACGUACUUGCAGCAAGAGGUUAAGAACAAAGCUCGAGUGUUCCACAUCUACAACUGUUCAUAUGUGAACAUGAAUGGGGUAUUCUCUUGGUACAUGUUAAAGUUAAACAGUGUAUUGGUCAAUAUAUACUCUGAGAGGCAGAAGAAAAUAGGUGUAUAGUCUGACUGACAGAGGCCCACAGUGAGAGGAGAUAUGUAUGCACACCACAUGCAAAUUUCUUCUGGGUGAGCCUUACUGUUGCAUUCAUCUUCUGGCAAUAGUUUUUGGUCAGAACUGCUCACUUUUAUAUCACUGUCAGCUUAAAUGGGAGCAAAGAAUCAAAUCCAAUGGAGAAAGGAAGAGCUCCCCUUCUUGGCUGCUACAUAUUUAGCCAAAUAUGGUUCCUGUAAGGACAUGUGAUGCAAAUAAUGAAGGGCCUUUAUCACCUCCCAGUCUGUGACUUUACUCAAAGUACAGCUACAGAGAGGUACUAAAGCAGUAAAUUCUCGCGGAGAAGAAUAUUGCCUUCUAAGCAUAGCUUUCUAAGAAAAAGUUGCAUUCAUGGCCAUGGAUGAAGAAGGAUCGCUUGCUGGUAAACUUCCUCAAGAACCCCCUAGUGGCCUCACCAUCAAGAUUUCUACUUCUGGCAGCAAAAUUGGUAAGAACAUCUCAACUCCCCUUGGUUGUUCAAAUUCAGAUUCAACUUCUCCAAACUUGAAAAACUCAAUUGAAUCAUCCCCAUGUAACUCUCCACUAGUGUCACCACCUUCAUCAGCCUUUGUUUCAGCCUUACAGUCACCAUACAUAUCACCAAGGGCUAUAACCCCAAAACCCCAAGAGAACCCAGCCCCACCUGAGAACCCAACACCAGUCUCCCACUCCUCACCACCAUUCUCAUCAUACCGUGGUUCACAAUCAGAUGACAUACCAAGCAGCUCUUACACUCCGCCAUCAGACCAAUAUGAAUUUUCUGAUGACCCCACAGAGGCCAAGCUCAAGUAUGUUACCUGUGUUCCGGUCCCAGAUCCUGCUCCUCCUAGAAUCUCAUUCUCUUUUCCAGUCCCUCGCAUUUCCUUCAAAGGGCCUGUUUCUCCAGCUUCCAAUGCCAAACUCAGGAGCUGUGAUGUUUACAUUGGCUACCAUGGUCAGAAUCCUAAUCUUAUGCGCUUCUGUAAGUGGCUUAAAUCAGAGCUAGAGCUUCAGGGAAUUGUUUGCUUUGUUGCGGAUAGAGCCAAGUACUCGAAUACUCAGAGCCAUGAGAUUGCUGACAGAGUUAUCUGUUCUGUGACUUAUGGAGUUGUGGUUGUGACUAACUCUAGCAUCCUCAAUCAUCCCAGCUUGGAGGAGAUUAGAUUCUUUGCUCAAAAGAAGAACUUGGUUCCAAUUUUCUUCAACACCGGCCUUGCUGAGAUCACAGGUCUUCUCAACCGCAACUCAAUUGACAAAGAGUGUAGAGAAGUGAUUGACGGACUAGUGAAGUCUAAUGAGUUGAAGCUGGAGGUCAAUGAGGGUAAUGGGAGGAGCUGUGUAGCUAAAGCUGCUGGGAUGUUAAGAGCAAAGCUCGGGCGAAAGAGUGUGGCCGAGAAAGCUGCAGAAGGAUUUGAGGAGAUUCCAUUUCCAAGGAACAAAUGUUUUGUAGGACGAGAGAAGGAGAUUAUGGAGAUUGAAACUGCAUUAUUUGGAUGUACUGAUAGUUCUGAACAGGAUUAUGCUGUGCCGAUCAUUAAAGGAGAAACCAGUGGGCAAUCUGAGGGCCUUGCAGAUGAAGAAAGUGAUACUUUUAGCUGCAGCCGAGGAGGGAGAUUUAUUAAUUUGGAAUUGGGAGGGAAAUGCAAAGAACCGACAUUGGAGGCUUGGGUGGAACCAGUUACGGGAAGGAAUUCAUUGAAGAGAUCAAAGUACAAGAAAUCGAAAAGUGGGAAUUACAAGACCCUGGAUAGCAGUGUGUUUUGCAUAAAUGGCGUUGCAGGCAUUGGAAAGACAGAACUUGCACUUGAAUUUGCUUAUAGAUAUUCUCAGAGAUACAAAAUGGUCUUGUGGGUUGGCGGGGAAGCUAGAUAUUUCAGGCAGAACUUACUGAAUCUAUCACAGAAUUUGGGGUUGGAUGUGAGUGCUGAUGCCGAGAAGGAAAGAGGAAGGAUUCGAAGCUUUAAAGAGCAAGAAAAUGAAGCAUUUGAGAGAGUCAAAAGGGAAUUGUUUCGAGACAUGCCAUAUCUGCUCAUUAUUGACAACCUUGAGACAGAAAGAGAAUGGUGGGAAGGGAAGGAUCUGCAUGAUUUGAUUCCAAGGAACACUGGAGGGACACAUGUGAUCAUCACAACAAGACUAUCCAAGACGAUGAACUUUGACAUAAUGCAGCUGCCACCGUUGGAAUUGACUGAUGCAAUGGUCUUAAUGAGAGGAAAAAGGAGAAGAGAUUAUCCAACUGAGGAACUUCAAUUUCUCCAUAAAUUUGAUGAGAAAUUGGGAAGGUCGAGCUUUGGCUUGUGGUUGGUUGGGUCACUUCUUUCUGAGCUUGCAAUUUCUCCAUGUGCACUUUUUGAAGCUGUGAACCAAGUUCCGCUUGAAGAUGGUUCUAUUUACUUCUACAUGAGCAUGAGUGAUGAGCAGUACUGUAAGAGCAAUCCUUUCCUAAUGAAACUUCUCCAUUUCAGUUUCAUUAUCUUGCAGCAAACCGAUGGAAGAAAAAACCUUCUUGCCUUAAGAAUGCUUCUUGUUGGUGCUUGGUUUGCCCCAGCUCCCAUUUCAGCAACUUUGCUGGCCACUGCUGCUAAGAAUAUGCCCGCAAUUGGAAAUGGAUUCAGAAAAUGGACCAAAUGCGUGAGCCUCGCAUUUUCUUGCUGCUCUGGGUGUGGAUUAGCACCCCAAAGCGAAGAAGAUGCAGCCACUCUUCUUGUUAAACUAGGCUUAGCACGAAGAGCCAACAGACAGCCAGGUUGUUGGAUUCAAUUCCACCCAAUAACUCAAGUUUUUGCAAGAAGAAAAGAAGGCUUAUCCGCAGCCAAGGCUACAGUCCAGGGAGUGAGGAAAGUUGGCAAUCCAUCCAUCAACACAAACCAUCUAUGGGCAUCUGCAUUCCUUGUCUUCGGAUUCAAAUCCGAGCCUCCGCUUGUUCAACUGAAGGCUAUUGAUAUGGUUUUGUACAUAAAGAAGACAGCUGUGCCGCUAGCAAUUAGAGCCUUCACAACGUUCUCAAUAUGUAAUUCAGCAUUGGAGCUUUUAAAGGUGUGCACUAAUGUGCUUGAAGAAGUAGAGAAGUCAUUUGUAUCGCAAAUACAGGACUGGUGUCAUGGUUCACUUUGUUGGAAAAGGAACAUUCAUGGUCAUCAAAGGGUAGAUGAAUAUUUGUGGCAAGAUGUGACAUUGUUGAAGGCUAGCUUGCUUGAGACUAGAGCAAAGUUGCUGCUUAGAGGUGGUCAUUUUGAUGGUGGUGAAGAGCUGUGCAGGACUUGUAUAAGCAUCCGGACAGUGAUGCUUGGUCACGAUCAUGCUCAAACAUUGGCUGCCCAGGAAACACUAGCAAAGUUGGUUAGAAUGAGAAGCAAAGUAUGAUCCUAGUAAUCUCUAUCAAUGAAAGAAUGGAUUAUCAGAUGCCAUGGAGAGCUCAGUUUUGUUCACAUCUAAUCAUGUUUUUAGCUAGAAACAUAACCAUUAAGUUGCUCAUAAUGUAGUUUUCUCCACUGCACAUUAUAACAUUUACUUCAAGUUGAUGAAACCUCAAUUUGUUUGUCACUUUCUGUAUAUUUUGCAUGACAAGAUGAACAAUUAGGAAUUUUUUUUUGAUUCCUUGGAA